This is a messenger RNA of Morus notabilis, 1335 nucleotides long. RefSeq names its product seipin-2. Gene Ontology annotation, cellular component: endoplasmic reticulum membrane. Bases 1 to 1335 code for a protein of 444 amino acids. Lineage: Eukaryota; Viridiplantae; Streptophyta; Magnoliopsida; Rosales; Moraceae. The record is from RefSeq and is a predicted model, not a curated record. Gene Ontology annotation, biological process: lipid droplet organization; lipid storage. The transcript has 3 exons.
AUGGAUGAGUCAAAAAUCCAUGAAAAUGGUCACAUUGGCAAUGUUGAACUUGUGUUUCAACAAACUAGUGAGGAAAUACUUCUUGGGUUUGAUCCAACUUCAUGCGAAAAAUCUCGAAAUUUAUUUUAUGUGCUCAAAUGUUCUAUGGUCAAGUUGCUUCUAGGUGGAGCUGACAAAGUGAUCAAGGACCAAAGAGCACUGAAAACCAAACUUCCUGAUCUUGCAAAGGGCCUCGAAUUACAUGAUUUGCGAAGCUCUUUGCCGGAAAAGGAAAGGGUAUACGAAAAAUCCGGUAAUAGUACUUUUCUUAACUCGAGCGCGGAUUAUGAACAUCCCUUACAAGUUGAAAACUUUCCCACAAGGGAUCACAAUAAUCUUUCCCUUAUAAACUUUCUUGCUUUUGUUAUGUCACUAGUGGUGAAAAUCAUGGGAUUUCAGUUUAGUCUGCUGAUUAGCUUUCUCACAUUUCCAAUUUGGUCAUCUUAUGUUCUCUUCAUGUUCUUGUUAUUUCCACUUCAAACUUUAGACCAAGUUAGAGGGUAUUUCAUGAAAAAGGUGUUGGGAAUGUCGGGUGGGACAUGCAUGCUUUUUACUUCUUCCGUGUCUAAGCGCGUAAAUGCGCAGAAAUCAAAAGCUGUGAGGAUUGGAUGGGCCUUGUUCUCUUCGAUCUACGUCUGUUCCGUGCUUCUUGGAUUGCUUGCAUUUGGAUUUUUCCUUGGGGGAUUUGUAAUGAAACACCUGGUUGAAAAGCCUAUUCAAACAAGGGAGAACCUUAAUUUUGACUAUAGCAAAGCAAGUCCCGUCGCCUUCGUGCCUCUCAAGGACAAUGUAGGACAUGAGACGCGCAGCAGCGCUCGUGUUAUUCCUUAUAACCACAAAUUGCAGCUUGCUGUUUCAUUGACUGUGCCUGAUUCCGAAUAUAAUCAGAAACUCGGUGUCUUCCAGGUGAGAGUGGACUUCUUGGCUGCAAAUGGCAAUGUCAUAGCAAGUGCAGGCCAUCCAUGCAUGUUGCGCUAUAAAAGCCAUCCAAUUCGCAUCGUCGAAACGGUUCUCAAGAGUGCUCCUCUUAUUGCUGGUUUCCAAUCAGAAUCCCAAUUGCUGAACAUAAAAAUGACCGAGUUCACCGAAGGAAUCGAACCGACAGCAUGCAUGAGGAUCAUACUAGAACAAAGAGCAGAGUACCUUCCUGGUGAAGGCAUCCCUCAAAUUUAUGCAGCCUCACUACUGCUUGAAUCUGAGCUUCCAAAGCUCAAAAGGCUUGUUUGGCCUGUAAUAGUCCCAAGGCCAAGAAGUGGUUAUGGUAAAAAGAAUGCUCGUGGAAAAGUUAAAUCAUGA